AUUUUUACAAUGUCAGUGUGUGUUCAGCCUGUGAUUACAAAACCACAAAUAGCUGAACAUUUCUACCUCUUUCAAUGGAAAGCCAAUACAGAUCGUUAAACGUGAUGGAGAAUACCACUCAAGAUAUCAAUCUUCUGCUGAUUGGUAAAACUGGUUCAGGAGUGAGCGCAUCUGGAAACACUAUCCUGGGAAAAGAUGUGUUUCAAUCCAAAAUGAGCUCAAGCUCCAUCACUGACAGUUGCCAAAAACACUCAGUUGAAGUGUUGAAGAGAAGAAUUACAGUAGUCGACACCCCAACUUUCUCAAAUUCCAGAAACAUUGAUCUGAGGCUGGAGUUAAAGAAUGGAUUGAAGAAGUGUCCUCCAGGAAUCCACGCAAUCCUUCUGGUUCUCCCUUCAAACAAAACACAAGCUGCUGAUGUCCUGUCCUUAUUCAAGCAGAUGUUUGGUGAAAAUGCCAUGAAGCACACAUUAGUCCUAUUCACACAAAGAGACGAGAUUGAAUAUAACCAACUUGAUCAACUAAUAGAGGAGUGUGGUAGGAGAAACCACCUGCUGAACAACAAAGAUCUGAACAACAGAGAUCAGGUCAUAGCCCUCCUGAAGAAGAUCGACCGGAUGGUGUCCGAAAAUCAGAACAGCUGCUACACUUUACAAAUGUUUGAGAACCAAUCAUUUAAAAUAUUUCUGCCGGGAUUUAUAAAGACUGAAAUUCUGUAUACAGCCUUUUUUUUCCUGUCUUUCUGUGCAAUUUUUGGUUGUGUUGAAGCAUGGAAUGAAAGUUUUGAACAGUUUCCGGGCAGAUUUCUAAAUGGUUGUUUUAGUGGAUUCCUAUCAGCAAUUAUAGAUUUUUUGUUGGCAUGCAUAUGGAUAAUUCUGAGCUGGUAUACUGGGCGAUGUACAUGCAAACAUCCAAACAAAUGGCUGACUGUCACAUGUGGUGUUGUUGGAGGGAUCAUUGGAGGGUUACAUGGUGAAGAAGGUAUAUUGGCUACACUUUUGAGAGGGAUACAGUCUUAUGUCAGUCUUAUGGUACGCCACAUGGCCUCUCACACUUAAACCAGUUACCUGUUGGUCAAACCCCAGGUGUUUCACACUGCUCAUAAUUACCAUGGGGUUAACAAUUAGUGUCACUGAUUAGAUGAACACAGCACACAAAAUGUUUACAUAAAGAUUGCAGCAUUGUGCUGCCUUACAUUUCAUUGAUGACGAUAUGAAGCCUUUAUUGAAUGGACUAUAAAGAUACAAAUAAAACCCAUCUCUUCUUCACUCCUA
Carassius gibelio (silver crucian carp) is the source of this 1274-nucleotide messenger RNA. RefSeq names its product GTPase IMAP family member 7. The record is from RefSeq and is a predicted model, not a curated record. The coding region runs from base 75 to 1058 and encodes 327 amino acids. Gene Ontology annotation, molecular function: GTP binding. Lineage: Eukaryota; Metazoa; Chordata; Actinopteri; Cypriniformes; Cyprinidae. The transcript is spliced from 2 exons.